Messenger RNA from Cheilinus undulatus (humphead wrasse), 1614 nucleotides. It is a transcript of the gene tbx22, whose product is annotated as T-box transcription factor 22. Gene Ontology annotation, cellular component: nucleus. The transcript is spliced from 8 exons. Gene Ontology annotation, biological process: regulation of transcription by RNA polymerase II; cell fate specification; positive regulation of DNA-templated transcription. Lineage: Eukaryota; Metazoa; Chordata; Actinopteri; Labriformes; Labridae. The record is from RefSeq and is a predicted model, not a curated record. Gene Ontology annotation, molecular function: DNA-binding transcription factor activity, RNA polymerase II-specific; RNA polymerase II cis-regulatory region sequence-specific DNA binding.
AUGAGCUGGGAUAACGAACCCUCCGCGGGACGAAGCUAGAGUUCAAACGGUUAUAGGACUAAAAGAAGGAUGGGAUCUUCCGCAAAGAUGCAGGGUCUCAGCUCCCGGGCUCACGCCUUCUCGGUGGAGGCACUUGUUGGGAAACCCUGCAAGAGGAUGAAAGUGUCGGAGGCGCACGAGACAAGUUCAGCUGGAGGCACCGCCAAGGACACAAGCAUCUUUGGCCUGAGCGACUAUCCAGUCAGCCAGAUGAAGAAAGCAGGUUCAACGCCGAGGAGGACAGCGGACACUUCCUGUGACCCGGAGAGUCAGACAGUCAGAACACCGACUGAGGAGUCCGAGCUCAGCGGAGAGGAGAGCGGGCCGAAGGAGAGAGAGUUACGCACGGACAGAUCGGAGGUCCGCGUGGAGCUGCAGGGCUCCGAGCUGUGGAAGAGGUUCUACGAGAUCGGCACCGAGAUGAUCAUCACGAAAGCCGGCAGGAGGAUGUUUCCCUCUGUGCGCGUAAAAGUGCGCAACCUGGACCCGUGCCAGCAGUAUUAUAUUGCAAUGGACGUGAUGCCCGUGGACUCCAAACGCUACAGGUAUGUGUACCACAGCUCGCAGUGGAUGGUGGCUGGAAACACGGAUCACUCCUGCAUCUCACCCCGGCUGUACGUGCACCCGGAUUCCCCGUGCGCAGGAGAGACUUGGAUGCGUCAGGUCAUCAGCUUUGACCGGGUCAAACUCACAAACAACGAAAUGGACGAUAAGGGACAUAUUAUUCUACAGUCAAUGCACAAAUACAAACCCCGUGUGCACAUCAUCCGACACGACCCCCGUGUAGACCUGUCACAGAUCCAGUCUCUUCCAGCUGAAGGAGUCCACAGUUUUUCCUUCCCCGAGACCGAGUUCACCACCGUCACCGCCUAUCAGAACCAACAGAUCACAAAACUAAAGAUCGACAGGAACCCAUUCGCCAAGGGCUUCAGAGAUCCUGGGAGGAACAGAGGAGUGUUGGAUGGUUUGUUGGAGUCGUAUCCAUGGAGAGGCCCUCUCAGCCUGGACUUAAAGCCAUUCACCAUACAGCUCCAAGGAAGCUCAGGGUCGACGACCAGCGGCAUGAAGAGUCUCCUCCCUCUCUCCUCUUCUUCAUCGUCUCAUCCCUUCUCUGUCUCCGCCAUCUCCUGCCAGGACGUCGCCCUUCACACGCUCACUCUUCCUCUCUACAGUAAAAGCUCCACCACCUCGCCUGCCUCCCCGCUGCCCAGCAGAUCCUUCUCCCCCAUGGGAGGAGACAGACUGAGAGGCCUCCCUCCGCUGUCCCCGCUGGUAGAUCUUCCUCUCCUCUCUGCACUGCAGGCAAAGAAAUCCCACUCCAGGGACCCGUGCCUUCAUGCCUCUCCGGGAGGGUCUCACUGCCUCUUCCCCCUCCACAGCCCCCUCAGCCCUCAGGGGCCGUCUCUGCUCCCUCAUCUCUCUGACACUGCGGGCCCCUACUGUCUCUACCGCUACAGCUUCCCCCUGAGCCCCCAACUUGCUGCUAUUUCCCGGCACGCCAAACUAGCAGAGGACACCACAGACUGUCUGCUGCGCCAGUCUCCGUGGCACCCGACCACCAACCACUGCCUCUGA